Messenger RNA from Staurois parvus, 420 nucleotides. The record is from the annotation of a GenBank genome assembly. Lineage: Eukaryota; Metazoa; Chordata; Amphibia; Anura; Ranidae.
CUAGAGCAUGGGGAAGCACCAUCUGCUGGGAAUUGGAGGAUCGGGUUUCUUCUGAUGAACAAUUCUGCAAGACACAGUGGACCCCAAAUGUCUGGAUAUAGAAGGAAUGAAGGUCAACUUUGUGGUCACAUAUCCUCUCAUCUUCUGACGGUCAUGCUUUGUCACCUGGUACUCUCUGGACAUUAGUGGUUGAUCCUCCUCGUUAUCAUUUGAUCCUGUGUCGGAGACCUCAUGCUGGUUGCCAUCUUUAAGUUUGAUGACCCAAGUCACCUUGACAUCCCCAGUACAGUUAAAAGCUUCACAACUCAGUGUGGUCUUCUCACCAUCACUCCAUACAGGACUCUCAAUAUCUUUCAUCAUAAACGUCUGAUGAUCUGUAUGAAACAAGAUAGUAAUGUGAAAGAGUAAUAUGCAUUCCAU